This is a messenger RNA of Poeciliopsis prolifica (blackstripe livebearer), 5307 nucleotides long. It is a transcript of the gene tmem115, whose product is annotated as transmembrane protein 115. The transcript has 3 exons. The coding region runs from base 965 to 2113 and encodes 382 amino acids. NCBI's taxonomy places the organism in Eukaryota, Metazoa, Chordata, Actinopteri, Cyprinodontiformes, Poeciliidae. Gene Ontology annotation, cellular component: membrane; Golgi apparatus. Gene Ontology annotation, biological process: retrograde vesicle-mediated transport, Golgi to endoplasmic reticulum. The record is from RefSeq and is a predicted model, not a curated record.
UCGCUGAUGACGGUGGUAAAUGGCUGGGAAGAGAAGUGUCUGCUGAAACAACAUUAUUUCGCCAGGCAGAUUUUCUAUUCAAAGGCAACAGAAUGAAGACAUAAAAGUGAAAGGAUCCAACAGCCGCUAAAGUUUACCAGAAGCUUCUGCGCUUCUUCAACGCGUCCGGCUUUGUUUUCUGGGCCUGUUGCUAACGUCGGGAAAUCCUCGGGCUGACUCGGCAAGCAAACACCGGGACAAGGGAGCAGCAGACCGAAGACUGGAGCUCCGGGCUGCUGCUUCACUGCGACCAGGUUCCUCUGACACUGAUUGGGUUUUCGCACCUCCAGAGAAACUGUAUUGUCUUCAUACUUUGUGACGGACGUGAAUAAUCGAUCCUGAAGGGUGAGUUUGACAGCAUUUAGCACUCCGGUGUUUACCAGCUAAGUCAACCAGAAGCGUCUUCUUAUAAGUAGACUACUGGUUGUAUUUGUUUUAGUCUUAAAUGAACAUAUUUGACUCCAAGCACGCUCCAGAAACUUGCUAGACAUUUUUUCGGCUCGUUGUGCUCCUGCCUACAAAGUGACGGUGGCUAGCUUGGUGGCUAAUUCAAAAAGCUGCCUAGCUUAGGUUCUCAUGCUUUGGGGUUUAUCUACAAAGUUUAUUAGCUCGCUGAGCUGUAACAUUAUGACUUUCUAUCAACGUUACCGUCUUUAGCUACAAAGACUAUGUUAUAGGUUACUUUAUUUAAAGGUAAAGCGCCUGAAGGGACGUAUCUGCGAACCACAGGCAGCUUUAUCCACAUUCCAGACAGCUACUGGAUGAAGGCUCACAGAAAAGCCUGGACAUUGAUGUCUCCUGGACUCGCAGGUUUCUCCAGUUCUGCUUGUCAUCAUCGCUCCUCCAGCUCCAUCUAACAGCUGCCUCUAAGCUCUGCUUUUGGGCUCAUUUGCUCAAGGAACUCGCUCCUCCAAGCAGGCUCAAAAUGAAUCGUUACCUCCCAGUGGCUCGCCAGCACUUCCUGGCCGCGCUCGCGAGCACCAGCGUGGUGGUGAAAACCAUCAGCGCCGUGGUGGUCCUCCUCUACCUGCUGGCCUGGGCGGUGGACACUUCCUACGCGCUGAGCGUGACCCCUGGCUACCUGUUUCCUCCCAACUUCUGGGUGUGGACGCUGGUGACCCAUGGGCUGGUGGAGCAGCAUGUGUGGGGCGUGGCGGCCAGCGUGGGGACAGUCAUGGCCUGUGGGCGCCUCCUGGAGCCCCUGUGGGGGGCCCUGGAGCUCCUGAUCUUCUUCGCGGUGGUCAACGUGUCAGCGGGACUCCUGGCUGGGCUCUCCUACCUCCUCACCUACGUGGCCACGUUUGACCUGGACUUCCUGUUUGCUGUGCGCAUCUACGGAGCCGCGGGCUUCUUGGGAGGCGUCCUGGUGGCUCUGAAGCAGACCAUGGGGGACACCACGGUACUCAGAGUCCCACAGGUGAGACUCAAAGCUGCCCCGGCGUUGGUCCUCCUCCUCCUGGCCUUGCUGCGACUGUCCGGGCUGCUCGGCAGCUGCGCCCCGCUGGCUGCGUACAGCUACGGCGCGCUGUCCGGCUGGGUCUACCUGCGCUUCUACCAGAGACACAGCCGGGGCCGCGGGGACAUGUCCGACCACUUCGCCUUCGCCAGUUUCUUCCCUGAGGCGGUCCAGCCAGUGGUGGGCCUGCUCGCCGGGCUCGUGCACGCCGCCUUGGUCAAGAUAAAAGUGUGCAGGAAAAUGGUGAAGAGAUACGACGUGGGGGCGCCAUCCGCCAUUACGAUCAGUUUGCCAGGAACGGACCCCCAGGAUGCUGAGAGGCGGAGACAACUGGCCCUGAAAGCUCUGAACGAACGCCUAAAGCGAGUGGAGGACCAGUCUGCUUGGCCCAGCAUGGAUGACGAGGAAGAAGACGACGAGGUCCGAACCGACAGCCAGCCGCUCCUCCCCGGUGGGCGCGAUGCCUCGUCCUCGGCACAGAGAACGUCCGGAGGGCCCUCGGGCACUUUGCUGUCCUCCCCAUCGUCGGCAUCACAGAGCGGCGGGACAGCGUCAGGCGGAGUGCAACACCCCGAGUCCAGCAUCAUCACCUUUGAGGAUGCAAGCUCUAGGUCAUAGCAAGUGGAACCUGUGGUGUAUGCAGAUGCACGCUCUCGUCGGUGUCACUGAGCAGUAUGCUAGUGCUUCACGCGUCCCCGGCUGGUAAUACACUCAGUAACGAUUAGAUGUCGAUAUUUCACUCUACACAACAUCUGUGAUGAGCAACACAUGAAAUUGUGCUCUCUCAAACUGUCUAAAGACUGCAAAAUGCUUUCAGUUCAGACGUGUCGGUCACAAAAGCUCAGUGACGCUGGGCAAACCUAGUUCCUGCUCUCCUUCCCACAUGCAACUGAAAAUAAAAGAAAAUCUGUAUAUUAGGGCAACAUCCCGACUUGCAGAACUACGAUCACUGCUACAUGUGUUUCACCUUUCUGAAAUAACAAAACCAUUGUGCAGAUCUCUUUUUCUAAGUCUUUUCAGAACAGACGUAUUUGUCGUUUUGCCUGCCUGCUACAAGAAAACGGUUGAUGACAAAGACGCACAGUGAAGCUAUUGCUCCUUUGUUGAGUGCAAAGUUGCUUCUAGUGACACUUGCUGGUGUGUUGGUUCCUUUUGGAUCACCAGCUUUGUAACGCAGAGUAUGAACAGCAUCUAGGUGGUACCAACCUGCUGAACGCCGACUCCGAGCUCAAAGACUUGAAGAAGUGCCAGAUGAUUCUCCAGAAACAUUUUGUUUCCCACAGAGAGAGAAAUGGACCACAUGACCUGUUUUUAUUUUUCACUGCUUUGCUCAAACAGUAGAAAAAAAAACUUUAGUUUUUCUUCUUCUGGUUCUGUUGGUCUCUAAAGGAAAUUAAAAGUUUCCUUUUAAUUUUCUUUGUUGUUUUCUUUGAUCUAACAAGACGUGUUGAGCCUGUCGCACUACUGAACGUUGUUCAAAUCUUACACAUCCUGGGAUCUGUAGCUAUUUCAUUGUCUUAUAAAGAGGUGGGCUAUUUCUUCACAUUUACUAAUAAAACAGCAGCUAAUGACGCACAAGAGAAGUGCAGAAAAUAGUUUUUUGUUUAAAUGGACAACCGUUUUAUGAGUGAUUAAUUUCAGUUCAUAUUUUAGAAUUUUUUUUUUUUUUUUUGCAAGUUUUUCACAUUAAACCCCGUGAACAUGUAGCCCCACUCCUACUGCCACGUUGAUUUGUAUCCCAUGUGUCAGAAAAUCCCCUUGCUGGAACAUUUUUUAUUUCUCAGCUCAAAAGUGUAAGGCAGUUAAUGAUUUUCCAACAUGAUGAACAACUAAAUAGUUUAAUCAAUAUCAACAUGAAGAAGUCCAUGCAGAUCUAAAGGUCAGCAAUUUGUUCAAUUUCUCGGCAGUCCUCGCUGGGGAUGUCACAUUUUAUUGUGUGGGGGAAAAUAAUCAAUUCCUUGGGGCCCUGAUGUUUCCCGUCACCUUUUGAUUAACGUCAUUAGCAGAUAGUAAAGUAGUUGAAGUGAUUACUAGGAUGUCAAAUUGGUAUUUUAUAUAUAUAUAUAUUUAAGUUUAGUCACUUCAGUUGAGCUGAGAAGAUAAAUUAGUUUUAAAGCUGGACCAUGUCUUUAUUUCCUAAUUAAUAUCCUAAUAUUCUUGUAACUGGGUGGAAAAUAAAAAGAAUCUUACCCCAAUUUGGGUGUGUCCUAUUAAGCAAAUAUUGAAUGUUAAGCAUAAUUAUGAUCUUGGUAUCUAAUACAGGUUUAGCUUUUCAUGCAGUUUUACCUCAUUGAAAAGAGGAUUUUGUCAUUGAUGACCCACUAGUUGCAAAAACGUAGAAAAAACUAUCAAAUUCAGACGGGCAAGAAGUGUAUUGAAGCAGAUGUUGGAGUGUUAGUUUGGCAGUUGUCUUGUGUUGCUCCAGUUUCUGUCCCUGAACAGAUUUACCACAAUUUUGCUUUCAAAUAUAAUACACACACACAAAAAAUAGUCAAAUUCUGACUUAAAGUGUAUAUAGGUUUAGCAGAGGGACAAUAUACUGAUGCAGAAAACAUCUGAAUGGCUGCAAACAAAAAGAAAAAAAAGUUUCAAAGUUGCCUGAUGUCAAGAAAAUGUUCCAAUGUGGCUGAAAUGAAAUAAUUCUACAAAGAGAAGUGGACCAAAUUUUCUCUUGUGAAUUAUCACAAAUCCUUAAUCAAACCAGGAUGACACAACUAGCUAUUAGGUUUUACAUUUUCAGCAUAGAGCCUCGUUGGUUUGGAUAGGCUUUUUUUUCCCCCCCGAAUGAAUAAAAUCCUCUUUUUAAAAACCGUUUAGUUGACGCCAGGUGUCGAAAAUGAAAAUGCUUUUUAAAGUCCAAAACUUGCAAAUGUGACAAGAAAGUAAAAGCAGAAGAAAUCAAUUCUGGGAGAAGUACUUUUACAGCUUUGUACAAACCAGAAAUGAACAAGAGCCUGCUGGUAGAAAGUCUAGAAAAGCAAACUUUGCCUGGAAUGUCCUGAAUCUAACCUCAGGGUGAGGGUAUACAUUUGAUCAUGUGUCAAAAUGAUUAUUAGUGCCCAAUAUUUAUGUUAAAAAUGCUAAAUUUGUUACAUACCAGCAUAUACCGAUUUUAUACAUUUUACAUACAAAUAAACCCAGUGUCAUAGUUUCAAAUUUAUCUGCCAGCUCACUUCUGCUUGUAUGUUGUAAUGGAAAAACAGCAGAAGAGUGAAACAUGUUGUCACUGCUUAUGAAAUAACUGAUAGGGGUUUUUAGACUGAGUCUAGUUAGCUUGGUUUCACCCAGUCCUUGUUCUGUUUCAGAUUUUAUUGAGAAGACAAAAAUACCCGUUUUGCUGCAAAUAGAAAAUUGAUUACCAACAUAAAAAACAAAAUAAUACUGGACAUCGGAUCGUUUAACAUAAUACUACAUAUGAGUUAUAGUGGAUAAAGUGCCUAUUGCUCUCAAUUAUAAAGACUCGUCUGGAUGUGUAAAUUAUAACUUGUCAAAACUUCCAGGCACCAUUCAAAUUUUUUUUUUCUUGGCUAAAACUCUAGCAGAUGAUAUUAGCCUUCAUGACUCAAUUGUCAUUUCCUCCACCCAAAAUUGUCAUUAUUUUCUUUCAUUACUUUCAUUUCCUACAUGGUUUGGAGAAGUGUCAUUUUUCUUUUCUGUCUCUGUGUACGCUUCACCAGAAAUUACUCUUUUCUAAAAAACAAAACAAAAAAACAGCCUCCUUUUCUCUCUCUAUGCUGUGCAAAGAUACUUGUGUUUCGGUUUUUGAAAACAUUAUCUCACAAUUAAAUAAAAUAUGAUUGUAAGAAGUUUCA